Messenger RNA from Papaver somniferum (opium poppy), 3680 nucleotides. RefSeq lists its product as uncharacterized. NCBI's taxonomy places the organism in Eukaryota, Viridiplantae, Streptophyta, Magnoliopsida, Ranunculales, Papaveraceae. The transcript has 2 exons. The record is from RefSeq and is a predicted model, not a curated record. The coding region runs from base 1610 to 2791 and encodes 393 amino acids.
AUUGACCCUAUAGGGAAAAUAGAGAGAUAGAAAAGAAAACAUAGAACUAGGACAUUUUGAGUCCGGAAAAGAAGAGUUAUAGAAGUCUUAGAGGCUGGUGUUAAAUACGAUCGUGUUCGCGGAAGUGCUCGCCCCUCGUUGAUUCAUCCCGUUUUAAGUAACAUUGAAAUCACCACUUUGCGAAAACUGGUAAUACUGCUCCUUUUCGUUGUUGGUCGCAUAAUGAUCUUGAACAUAUUCUUCUGUUUUGUUUUGUGAUCAUAAGCCAGAUAAUCGUUAACUAUUGCAUCUUGUUGAGUUUUGAUCAUAUGCUUAACUUGUUCAUUGUCGUCCUACCCUACAUGGUGAUCGAACUAGCUCUAUAAUUAUUUGUUGCAUCUUUGUGAGCAUUACAGUUAGGAUCGUCAUAGCCCAUAUAGCCUCCUGUCUUGCAUUUUUCUUUACAUCGGUAUUUAUUAGUAUAUGCUAUUUCAUAAUCUCUAGUCAACUGUUUUAGGAAAGCAUCUCAUAAGCAUCUAGUGUAGGGAUAUCGCACGUACAUCAUUUUAGUUGCAUCCCAUGAUAAAAAUCAUUAAUGAGCAUUUGUUCUUCAUCCGUGGUUGUCGUUAAUUAGUGUAUUGCAUUAGUUGUCCACGUUUCCUAAGUCCUUUUACGUAUCAAUAUAUGCAUAGUGGUCAAAUGACAUCCAUCUAGUUCGUGGAGUAGCUAGGUCUCAGAACUGUUUGAUGCAAAUCAUGAUGAUCUCCUCUGUGUUCGAUAAUAAUGAUGAUUGAUGAGUGGAAUUGAAAAUAAUAAUAAUAAUAAUUAUUGUUUGAAUAACUAAUUGGUCUUGUUUAAUUCUAGCACGACGCCAUAAUAAUAAUAAUAGUUUCUCAAUAAUAAUAAUAAUAAUAAUUUUUAUAUUUUGGUGAUUAUAAUAAUUUUCUUGAUUUGAUGGGGUUCUGUUUCCAUUUUACAGGAUUUGCUGCGUUGUUUAAUAAUUCAAUUAGCAUUCAUAAUUUGAUGUAUUUAUUUCAUUAUUUGUUAAUGCAAGUUAGAAUCCUAAAAUUCCGAUUAUAAAGUAGAGGCCAAUUUUCGGAUUGGACGGGCUAGGUGCCUCACACCUUUCUAGUCCGUAUCUUGAUUCGUGAAAUUUUCUCUGUUUUGGACCAGUGCUAUUUUGGGUCCCAACUCCCUAAGUUGGGUGGGGGAUUUCCUUUAUUAAUAAUUUUCCACGUGAUUCCCAUUUCGGAUACUUAGAGAUCUUAACCGAUUUCGACGGUAUCUACAGUGGCGACUUCACUGGGAACUUGAAAAUAUAACUUGAAACGUAAUUGGGAUUUUAGGGUUUUAAUUUUACACAGCUUGGUAUUUGCGCACACACACACAUUUGCAUUACAUUUUGCAUCGUCAUACGUCCGAUUCUUAGAAAAACAAGUGGCUAGUAAGCUGAACCCGUGCCUUGGGCCUUAUGGGAGUUACCAGCUGAACCACAACAAGCCUUUGCCCGGUACCAAAGAAGACUAGUCUAACUACGUCCGAGGUAUAUAAUGCUAAGGAACACGAGCAUAAAAUCUGAAUUGAAUAUUGAUGCUGGGCAUUCUCUUGGUUGUGCGAACAAUUCCAACAAAUGUUGGAUACCAAAUUCUCAGAAUAUGAAGAUAUGAUGGAGGUUGAGAUCAAGAAGUUGACUCUUGAGGCCGUUACUGGGUCUCUAGGAAAAUAUGAGCAUGAUGCUGGUAAGGUGACUGACGGGUUAGCUGAUUUCUUUACAGAAGAACAUGAGGUAAGAACUAUAAAAGCAGACUCAAGUAAGACUUUCACUGAAAUACCCUGUUUUAAUCCAGUUAAUUCAAUUCGAUUAAUGGAAGGUCAGAAAUGCCCUUCAACCAUUCAUGUUGAAAAAACUUACCUGGUUGGAAAACCAGAGAAUUGUGUUAUUUCUAAAAAUAUUUCAGGAGAUCAAAAUAAUUUUGGAAACAAAAUAUUUGACUUGGAAAAAGAACACAAUGAUUCUGAUAAACCAACUCCCAACGACAAGGAAAUCUUCAAGUCGUUAGAUUACUUGGAACAAAAGCCAGAACCAGUCGAAGAAAAAGAGUCGGUCAAUCUGAUCAAUGAAGAUCAACCCCAAAUGGUCAAGAUCGGUACUACUUUGUAUAUGGAGGAAAGGAAAAUGAUGAUCGAAGGUAUGUCAGGGUUAGACAUAAACAUGAUCCCUGAAAUGAAGCAGAAGUUGUGCAAGCUCAGACAAGAAUGUUUUUUCGAAAAACAAGAUGAGGUGAUCAAGCCACGUGGGGAAGGCUUUCCGAUGGUUAUGAAUUAUUCAGAAAAAUUGGCUAGAAUGGUACCGGUCUCGAAGAAGUAUAAUAUGAUAAAGAUGACAGAAGAAGAUAGAAAGAAAACACAAACUAGUGAGGUGGUUUAUGGAAUAAAAGGAGUUUUUCCCAUUGAAAAAGAAGAAGGCAUAAUACCUAAAGAUGAACGGAUAAAGUCGACGGCUCAACAACUGAAUCUGAUCGACGAAAGGAAGAUACAUACUGCAAGUCAAGCCCAGUCUUACCAAGAGAGGAUGCCCCGAAAUGUAAACAAAAAACAUCAUCCACGAAGCUUAAAGGAAGUCAGACCUGUGAAAUACUUUGACCCAGGAGGAAAAUUCAAUUGGGAGGGUCCGAACAUCAUAGAAGUUCCAAACAUUAUCAAGAGCAGCUACCCAGGAUCCGCAGUCCGGUUAACUGAUUUGGACGGACGAGAAGAAUCGAAGGCAGCAAAUGCCGACCGACUAAAGAAAUACUACACCUUAGGUAAGUAAGUCUAUCUAAGGGCGGCGAACGCUCAUGAAACUUAAGGAGAUUUUUAGAAUUCCAAUAUCUCUCUCAUAGUGUCACGUAAAAGUCUAGCGGCAGAGUCGUCAUUUUAUUUUCCCCCUUCAGUCAGUCAGUAAAGUCUAUGGGAAAAGUCGUCAUCAUAUUAGGUCCCUUUAAUCAGUCAGUAAAAAAAAAGGAAAAAUGAAAAAAGAAAUGGUGAUGAAUUAUUAUUUUCAGUUUUAUAGUAUCAAAAAAAAAAUUAUCUAGGGGCACCGCCAUCGUCAUACUGGGCCCAUGUUGUUAGAGCAUUUUUCGGUCUUAAAGAGAGAUAUGUUAGUCCAUUUGUAUGUCAGUUUUAAUCCUGUAAGUCAUUUCCUAAAGUUCUAUGAGCAACGGACGUCCAAACGGGUAGAUUUGAAAAAAAAAAGAAAAAAAAAAGAAAAAAACGAAAAACGAAAAAAAAGGAAGGAAAAAUGAACAAAAAAAAAGAAAGUGUAGUUAAUAAACAGCCACUUGAAAAAAUUGGUCGGCAUUUGAAGAAGAAAAAUAAGCAUGGUCAAAGAAGAAUAAAGAGCAGUGGUCAACAUUUAAAGAAAUCUAUGAAGCGUGAUAAGUCAUAUGACGAAACAAAGAUAGAGAGAGGAAGCCAGCAUAUUUGUACUUGGAAAUUUUUGGUCAAAACAUCAAAUCGUUGGGAUGGUUGGAGGUGAUCGGAUGGACUCUUCUCAGAAUUCAACGGUAAUAGCAUAUUUCCAAUGUUCACUCUCCCACAUGGCAUAUCAGAGGAUAAGCUCAUUUGUAAAUUAGUUAAGUAUUUUUACUUUCAAUUUUAUAGGUUUUCUUUCAAAAAAAAAAAAAAAAAACUCUAGUUAUGUGGAAGCUGAUGAGGAAAAA